Messenger RNA from Staurois parvus, 447 nucleotides. NCBI's taxonomy places the organism in Eukaryota, Metazoa, Chordata, Amphibia, Anura, Ranidae. The record is from the annotation of a GenBank genome assembly.
AGGCAUCGGGCCCCCAGGAGGGGCGGUGGGCGCGGGCCCCCAGGCGGAGCGACAGGCAUCGGGCCCCCAGGCGGGGCGGCAGGCGCCGGGCCCCCAGGCGGAGCGGCGGGCGCCGGGCCCCCAGGCGGGGUGGGGCGGCGGGCGCCAGGCCCCCAGGUGGAGCGACAGGCACCGGGCCCCAGGAGGGGUGGCGUGCACCGGGCCCCCAGGAAGAGCGACAGGUGCCGGGCCCCCAGGAGGAGCGGUGGGCACCGGGUCAUCAGGCACGACAACGGGCAUCGGGUCACUAGGCAUCAGGUCAUUUGUCUCGACAGCGGGCACCGCGUCAUCUGGCAAGGCAGUGGGCUCCGAGUCAACUGGCAUGACCGCGGGCACUGGGUCAGACAUUGGAUCGUCUGGCCCGACAGCGGGCAUCGGGUCACCAGGCAUCAGGUCAUUUGGCUCGAC